CAAUUCUUAGCCCAGCCCAAGGAAAAGGCCGGGCCCAGCAUCUUUCGCUCGCUGCGCACUCCCGGCGACCCGAGCUAGCCGGCGCCGCCCCCUCCUCCCGAUGCGCCGCCGUCCAUACCCACAUCUCCCCUGUACACCAAUACCAUGAUCCAGCCGCGGCGGAGGCGAAUCAGCAGGGGAGCGAACUCGUGCUCCUACCCAGCUCAACCAAUCGAUUUCGUUCGGGGACUUCGACGCCGAUGGCCCGACCGGCGGCGGCUGCUGCUUUCGACGCGUUCAGGCGUCUCAAGCUCUCCUCUGACGGACGGCCGGACCAGUUCGACCUCGCGGCCGUCCUGUCCGCGUGCGCGAGGCUGGGCGCUCUGGCCUCCGGCACGCAGGUGCACUGCGACGCCGUGAAGAGGGGCUUCUCCUCUGCCGCAUUCUGCGCGGCGGCGCUGGUGAACAUGUACGCCAGGUGCGCCCGCGUGGGGGACGCCCGCAUGGUGUUCGGCGGAAUCGCUUGCCCGGACGCGGUGUGCUGGACGAGCAUCAUCUCUGGGUACCACCGAGCUGGGAGAUACCAGGAAGCGCUGUCUCUCUUCUCGAGGAUGGUCAAGAUGGGAUCUUCACCGGACCAGGUGGCCUGUGUCACCGUCGUUUCCACUCUUGCGAGCUUGCGGAGGCUGGAAGAUGCCACGACAUUGCUCAAGAGGAUGCCGGUGCCAAACUCGGUUGCUUGGAAUGCUGUCAUCUCCGGUUACGCACAGCGGAGUGGGAGCGAACAUGAGGUGUUUGGCCUGUAUAAGGAUAUGCGGAGCCAGGGAUUAUGGCCCUCUAGAUCAACUUUUGCGAGCAUGCUCAGCGCAGCAGCCAAUGUGGCGGCUUUCGUCGAAGGCCGACAGUUACAUGCGGCAGCGGUAAGGCAUGGCUUGGAUGCAAAUGUUUUUGUGGGAAGCUCUCUGAUCAACCUUUAUGCGAAAUGCGGCUGCAUCGGUGAGGCGAUGUGCGUGUUUGACUUCUCCUGUGAAAAGAACAUUGUCAUGUGGAAUACGAUGCUUAAUGGGCUUGUUCGAAAUGAUCUUCAAGAGGAGGCCAUCCAAAUGUUUCGGUGUAUGUUUAGGCUUGGCAUUGAGGCGGAUGAGUUUACAUUCGUCAGCGUACUUGGUGCGUGCGCCUACAUGGGUUCCCAUUGCUUAGGAAGACAGGUGCACUCUGUGACAAUCAAGAAUUGCAUGGACGCAAGGUUAUUUGUUGCUAAUGCAACAUUAGAUAUGCACUCGAAAUUUGGAGCUAUAGAUGAUGCCAAAACAAUAUUCAAUCUGAUUGCUUACAAGGACAGCGUAUCAUGGAAUGCCAUUAUUGUUGGACUUGCGCAUAAUGAAGAGGAGGAAGAAGCAAUCCGUAUGCUCAAACAGAUGAAUCUUGAUGGUGUAACACCAGAUGAGGUUUCUCUUUCUACUGUAAUUAAGGCAUGUUCCAGUAUUGGAGCUAUUGAGACUGGGAAGCAAAUCCAUUGUCUUGCCGUGAAGUAUAAUAUCUGCUCAAACGACGUGUUUGGUACCUCUCUGAUUGAUUUGUAUUCAAAACAUGGAGACAUGGAUUCUUCUAGGAAUGUUUUGGCACAGGUAGGUGCAAGCAGCAUAGUCCCAAUCAAUGCUCUAAUCGCAGGUCUUCUGCAGAACAGUAGAGAAGAUGAAGCUAUACAGUUGUUUCAGCAGGUUCUUAGAGAUGGUUUGAAGCCCUCCAGCUUUACAUAUUCAAGCAUUCUUUCUGGCUGUACUGGACUUCUCAGUUCAAUUGUUGGGAAACAACUGCACUGUUACACAUUGAAAUCUGGUUUUUUGAAUGAUGAUACUUCUCUUGGUGUUUCGCUGGUUGGGAUAUAUUUGAAGUUCAAAAUGCCUGACGAUGCCAACAAACUCUUGAUAGAGAUGCCAGAUCUCAAAAACCUGCUCGAGUGGACAACUAUCAUUUCAGCUUAUGCUCAAAAUGGUUACAGUUAUCAAUCGUUGCUGUCAUUUUGGAGAAUGCGCAGUUAUGAUGUUUAUUCAGAUGAGGCCACAUUUGCAAGUAUUCUAAAAGCUUGUUCUGAGAUGGCAGCUCUUAGUGAUGGGAAAGAGAUACAUGGCCUCAUCAUUAAAUCUGGAUUUAGUUCUUAUGAAACUGCAACUAGUGCUCUCAUAGACAUGUACUCCAAGUGUGGGGAUAUCAUUUCAUCCUUUGAAGUCUUCAAACAAUUGAAAAACAAGCAACGUGUCACGUUGUGGAACUCCAUGAUUGUUGGGUUUGCAAAAAAUGGUUAUGCUGAGGAGGCACUUCUGCUUUUUCAAAAGAUGCAGGGGUCACAAAUAAAGCCUGACGAAAUUACAUUCCUGGGUGUCCUAAUUGCUUGUGCUCAUGCUGGCUUAAUUUCUCAGGGCCGGCAUUACUUUGAUUCUAUGAGCAAAGUCUAUGGAUUAAUGCCUAGAAUAGAUCAUUAUGCGUGUUUCAUUGAUCUCCUCGGACGAGGUGGUCUUCUUCACGAGGUUCAAGAAGUUAUAAACCAGUUGCCAUUCAGACCUGAUGGCGUGAUCUGGGCAACAUACCUUGCAGCAUGCCGAAUGCACAAAGAUGAAGAACGGGGGAAAAUUGCAGCAAACAAACUUGUUGAGUUGGAGCCACAAAACUCAUCUACAUAUGUGUUGAUAUCAAACUUGCAUGCUGCAGCUGGUAACUGGAGUGAAGCUAAGAUAGCCAGAGAAGCAAUGCGAGAAAAGGGAGUGGCAAAAUUUCCGGGAUGUAGUUGGAUAACAGUAGGAAACAAAACAAGCUUAUUUCUUGUACAUGACAAGAAACACCCCGACUCUCUAAGCAUCUAUGAAAAGCUUGAUGAUCUUACUGGAUUGAUGAAGAAAGAUGCUGAUGUUGAGGAUUAUGAUAUGCUUAUUUCAGCUGGAAUGUUUGCUUGAGGAGUGAAGACCUUUUUGAACUAAAAUGCUCUGCUUAUGAACUGAGGACCUGUCGACCUGAUGUCAUAUUCUGGCUCAUCCAGGACUUUAGCGGUUCUCGGUUGUCGGUUACCAUGGAACGGCCAAAGAAAGAGAACCAAGGAAUUCUCCACCGCAUUUUUCCAGUGUGUUAUCCCACCGCUUUGACUAGGUCCUUCUCUUUCUUCCUCCGCGGCUAGGUUUUCUUCGAGGAAUGGAUUCGUUUCCAGAUAUGGGGACCCAAAAUUUGGGCGAGUUCGUCGUCCCAGGAGGUCCUUUAUUGGAGAUCCAUGGGCCCCCUUGAUUUUCACAGGUUCUUGAAAGCUAGAUGCCUCUUUGACCCGUCUUUGCAUUAUAAUUCUGCCUAAAUUUCGUCAAUUUUGCUUCAAUGCGUGCGUGGUUGACCUCAAGUGCCUCUGUUCUUGAUCCGCUCCAUGGUUAUCCAUCAUGGAUGCAUAUGAAUCCUGAGCCCGACGCGAAGUGGGAGACGUGCCUACCCUCUGCCUCUGGCGAAGUUGAUGUUGCCCCGUCCCGCUUCCGGGCUUCGACAUCAAGCUCACCUGGUUGUGCUCACCCACAACCCCCAUGGAAGAAUAUCUCCGCGCCCAAUGUUUUCUUUGUCGGUCGCGCUGUCGCGGCUUCCUCAUGUAGAGGUAGAGGGGGUGGCUGACAUUGGCUGCGCCGGCAGCAAAUUGGAGAAAAAGGUUUCAUCUUCGUCCAGUGGGCUCCCGCUCUCGGGCAUGUUGAGGUAGGUCCCUGGAUACAGCGGGAGGUUCAGGACUUCCGUCUCGUGGGACAACACUGGACGGCCAGCGCGCUGUAAGUGUGGAGAACACCUUUGAGAGGUGACCGCCAAGGUCAGCAGGGCUGUUGAACAAUCUCGAGAAGCAGAGAGAAUCACGCGUCAAGUUUUCUUCAGUGGAGUAGAUGCAAGUUUGCUAUCUGUCGGAAGACACCAGUGUGAGCCUUGAUAUAAAUCGUUGGUCUGCAAGGUCUUCUGUUGCACGCUGAGAUCGGUAGUCGGGAUACAACGGCAGGUUGUCGUCGACUAAGGCUGGAAGGUCUGCUGUUGCGCGUCGAGAUCGGCAGUCGGGCUACAGCGUUAGGUAGUCGUUGACUACGGCCUGGAGGAUGAUGUGCUGCCUCCUCUAGAAUACCGCUUCAGAAGGAUGGUAGAGAACGAUGAGGAGAUAUGGAGGAUCAAACUUACACCUAAAGCCAGGAGGUCCAUAUAGAGAUAUGUUGUUAACGGUGGAGGUGGAUCAUGGCUGAUAACCCAUGCCUCAUGGUCUCCAAGUGGCAAUGGCUGCUGCGUAGAUGAACGGACAUCUGAAGAAGUGAAGAUUGACAGGGCCAUAAAAAAAUAAUUUAUACUUUCUGAUGUACAAGUAGCAUCAUGAAGCAGCACACAAACCCCGGCAGACCCAGAAAAAUUCUGCAGUACUCUCUCUCCAAGAAAUGCCAAAUGCACCAGAAGAUACCAAAGCUUGAGGAGCCGCGCCGGCCAGAGAUAUCAUGGAGACUACAGCCUUGGAUGUAGAAGAUGUCAGCUCCACAAUUGGAAAAAAAGAAGAGGAAGGCCAAGGCAUCAGCCGGCCAGAGAUAUCAUGGAGACAACAGGCUCAGAUGUAGAAGACUCCACGAUUGAAAAUAAGAAUAGAAAGGCCAAGGCAUCAGCUGCUACACCAACCAAGAAGCAGAUCGACGAAGAACUCUUCCCACACAAAUAAAGAUGUUAGCACUCCGAGCAUACCGGAGAUCUGUCCACAAGAACAUAUCAAUUCAGCUUGAGAACCCAAAGCAAAAAAGUACUACUGCGAACUUACUUACCGUCCUAGCCAGCAAGUCCUCUUGACGUACUGCAAGUUAAAUAGUUGUUAAUUAACUAUGUAUAAUUCUCUCAGAUGCACUCUUCUCCUCCGGCUUCCAGCUAGCAUGAGCCUUCGGCAUGUCCCAACACGGAGCAUCUGCUGCUUAUUACAGCUACACCAUCCUCUGCUCAUGAGUCACCCUGCUUAUCAGAGUGCUGCCUACCGAGCGGCGCCACACGACGUCCUCUCUCUGGAAUUUGUUGACGGCGUUGAGGAGGAGCUCGGGGCUCUUCUUUCCUUCCCUCUAGCGGCACGGUGGAGGACGACUUAGCCAUCCCCGUGGUCAGUCACAUCUCUCGAGUGGUUGCCGGUGGAGCGGUGGGAUUGGAUUUGGGGUGGAGCUCCAGCCUCCUCUCUAACCGAAUCGGGGCCGAAGGCCCGCGACCUCCUCUCCCCCUCGCUGACAUGGGGCCCAGUCACAGUUCCUCUCUAUCCAAGACCUCUUUUUCGAGUGCGCUUGGCUGAGGACAGCAAGGGGAGGAGGGAGAUGUGGCGCCCAGCGUUGGGAUCCCUCUCCAGCGGCCGAUUCUCCUUCCUCGAACAGUUUUUGGCCACACCAUUCCCCUAUUAAAUGCAUUCAUUCUGGACCCUUAUUCUCCGCCGCAGCCUAGAACACAAUGGCUCUGAUUAGCGUGGGAAGCACCCUCCCGACGGCCAGCUCGUGUGGUUCCGCAAAACAGACCCCACCCGCAGGUCGAUUUCUUCUUCCCCAAUACUUUUGUACAUGGUUUGGAUUCCCCAUUGUUCAUUAGAUCGAAGGUAUAGUUGGUUCUGAAUGAUUGGCACAAAACAUCCAAUUAUGUUAGGUGCUCUGGUUGUGAUUUUCAUGCCUAACAGGUGUUUGUUGUUGUGCCUGUAAGAACCUAAUCAGUGUAUUGUCAGAUUUCUCAUUUGGUCUAUGAAGACAAAAGUAAAAUUUUCAGCCAGUUAACUCAUGCACAUAAGAUGCAGUGUAGCUGGGCCGUUUGCUGAUUAACUCA
Messenger RNA from Lolium perenne, 5799 nucleotides. RefSeq names its product pentatricopeptide repeat-containing protein At3g09040, mitochondrial. Gene Ontology annotation, molecular function: protein binding; RNA binding. Gene Ontology annotation, biological process: RNA modification. Lineage: Eukaryota; Viridiplantae; Streptophyta; Magnoliopsida; Poales; Poaceae. The record is from RefSeq and is a predicted model, not a curated record.